Molecule: messenger RNA, 1428 nt
Organism: Colletotrichum truncatum
Lineage: Eukaryota; Fungi; Ascomycota; Sordariomycetes; Glomerellales; Glomerellaceae
Product: single-stranded-dna-specific exonuclease
Source: RefSeq, a predicted model, not a curated record
AUGCCACCAGGUCUUUUCAGGUACAUGAUAAGGAAUCCAUUCAUUCAUGUCUUAAGGAAACCAAGAUCAACUUUUCCUCGUCAGCAGGUCGUGCGAUUUCUUGCAAUGAAGCGGACGGCGACCGCCGCGAGCCUCACAUCAGGGGCCCGCGGUACCAAGAAGCCACGUCCGGCAGUUCCUGAAUAUCAUCUUACAUUUUCAGUAAAGGGUGAAGAUGGAACCAUCGUGUGGCCGGCGCCGCAAGAUAAGAUGGAUGCCGCGAGGAACUUCAUCCGCGAAUGCGUCGCGGCCGGCAAGCCAACACUAAUAGUCCCUGAUAAAGAUGCAGACGGCCUCACUUCCGGUGUCAUUCUUCAUCGGACUCUUGUCCUGCUCGGCCUCGAUCCCAGUCUCAUAUCAGCAUACCUCCCUUCAAAGGGAACCAACAUCCACGACCCUUCGUCCCGUGAAGGGAUGUCAGCUCACAAACCGUCAUACAUAUUCGUUUUAGAUCAAGGAUCGCGCUCUUCACCGCCCCUGAUUGACGCACCACACCGCGGUAUAGUCAUAGAUCAUCAUCACGCCCUCGAGAAUGACCAUCCCAAGGACUCACUCCACGUCACGGCAUGCGACUCUCCUCCCGUGGCAACCAGCUCCUUACUUACCUACCUCAUCUGCCGGGACCUGCACGACGGAGUCGAAGAAGCAUGCGAUUGGCUCUGCGUGAUGGGAACACACGGAGACCUCGGCAACACAUUGAAAUGGGAACCCCCGUUCCCGGAUAUGAAGCCGACAUUUAAAAAGUACACCAAGAAAGCCCUCAACGACGCGGUCUCCCUUAUUAAUGCUCCGCGGAGGACUUCCAAGUACGACGUGCCCGGCGCGUGGGCCGCCCUCCUCGCAUCAAACUCCCCCAAAGAACUUCUCUCCAACCGGACUUUACUGGCCGCGAGGGCGGAGGUCAACGCAGAAGUAGAACGAUGCACCCAUACACCGCCAAAGUUCUCAUCCGACGGCCGGGUGGCCGUGUUCCGGAUCAACUCGCAGGCGCAGGUUCAUCCCGUGAUUGCCACGCGCUGGGCAGGCCAUUUGUCGUCGUCGAAGCUUGAAGUGGUGCUAGUUGCCAACGAGGGGUAUCUCCCAGACAUGGUGAACUUUUCGUGCCGCAUACCACGUUCUGCCCGCGCCAAAGACCCGCCGGUCAACAUCAUAGAGGUGCUUAAGGGCGUUGCCGCGAGUGCGGAAGAUCCGACGCUAAGAGAGAGAUUAGGGACCUCGUUCGCUAGGGGUCACAAGGAGGCGAGCGGGGGCAUCGUGCCAAAGGCCGAGUUUGAGGAGUUGAUGGCGGCUAUGGAAGUUGGGAAGAAGGUUGAGCGCGAAUCACCAAAGAAAGCAAAGGAAAAGCCGGGACAGGCGAAUACUUUGUUGAAUUACUUUGGGAAAGGCUAG